ACGCGCCUCAUCACAGGUGCCGCCUUUGGAGCGCGUGAGAAAAAAAACACCACCCCGGCAUGUCUGGCAAAAAGAAACGAGAAAUAGCUUUGUUUUUUGCAGUUAUUUACAUGUUGACGUAUGAUUCUUGUCUCUCGGUGAGUUUGGGGAGGCAGGAGUAUGAUCCUGGGACCAAAACAGUUCAGGACCUGACCGCGCCUCAGUGGAUUCCUCUGGACCCCCGCGGGUUUAAACUGCUGCCAGAGACUAAAAUAACAAGUGCAAACAAACUGCACAAAAAUGGGAAGGCACAAUUAAAUCUCCCCCACGGGCAUCAGUUGUCUGCUUCAGAGGAAGAGGCUCUGCUGCGUCAUUUUGAGGAAAGUGGCGUCCAAUUAAAAAGUCUGUCAUGGACUCAAGGAAACGUGAGCAAACACCAGGGGUCUCCUACCUACAAGUCUCCUACCUACAAGUCUCCUACCUACGAGUCUCCUACCUACAAGUCUGGAAAAGGAUUUCAGUCUGACUACACAGAUUUUCGUCCUGUCCAGGGGGAGAUCUUGGGCGUUCCUGCUGACACCGCUCAUUUGUCAGAGUGGCGGGCCAUGAGACCUUUGGUUCAUUGUGAUCAAAAUGUCAUGACCUUCACUGCCUCUGGAGCAGGAUUCACAGACCUGUUUGUGGGCAGAGAUGGAGGCGCUCCUGUCUCCGUCUUUGAUCUGCCCCCCCUCUGUGGCUUCUCUGUGAAGACUUCAUGGAGUGAACUGGAGAUGACAGUACAGUAUGAUGCAUGUUACAUUAUACAGGAGGGCGGUAGUCUUGUCCUGAAUCUGGAGUGGAGGGGCAGGCCUCUGAAGCUCUCCUGUCCCAUAUGGAGACCCAAACCUAUGCCCACUGUGUAUUGCUCCCCCUAUGGGAUGGUGGUGCACAUAGCUGGUCAGAUGGAAGAUUUACCUACGUUUGGUUUCAAAGUGAACGGGCGCUGGGGACCGUUGUUGGCCGACGAGUGCGCCAGUCUCGUUAAGUCUCAACCUGGAGAGUUUCUGUUCUUUAUCUCCACCACGGCCUCCUGCGUUGUCGUUGAUUAUGGAGUGCACCUGUGGCUUGUCAUUGACGAGCUGGAGUACACGCUCUCUUGUCCCGACUUCCUGCCUGUUCCUCCGCCGCCUCCCAGUGAACCUCAGUCUCCUUUUUUUCCUGAACCCGUCGCUCCGUCUUUCCCUCCUCUGCAGACUCCACCGUUCUUGGACCCAAGCUACCUGCACCCUGAAUUCCCCCAGAUCCACCCCCCAACGCCACAACCGCCCCACGCUCCUAAACCCACAGUAGACAGCCCGCCGGAACCCCAGCCGCAACUGCAGAGUCCUGCCUUUCCGCCAUAUUUUGCCGGAGAUAACAUAAAACCAAACAUAUUUCCUCCACUGACAGCACCUCUAGAAAAUCCAAAUUUGAAUACGGAACAUGAUCCUUUUACUCACCCAAACGUCCCAGUCGCUCAAGCUCUCUCAAACAUGUUUAACCCUUUUGAAUCUUUCCCAAAACCCACAGUUUCUCCCACGACAACAACGCAGAUGCCAAAUCUUCAACUUCAUUAUCUCAAUCCUCCUCAUUUUCAAUUACCUUACCAUCUCGCACCACCAGAAACGCCAACACCUUCUCCCACUCCUCACUACAUCCCCCCCAAAAUGCCCGAGUUGCCAGUUAAUUUCUACUUUCCGCCUUACACGGAUGUUACUUCUUCUUCUUCAAAUCCGUAUCAGUUCUACCACCAAACCUCAGUUAACGCGGCAGCCCAGUCUCCAACUGUCACGCCGUCAUUUCCCGAACCUUAUCUUGAGCACUGCGUUCCUUAUGAGGGCCAGUCGUGUUCGUAUUACCCCAAUCCGCACUAUCCACACUAUCCGCACUAUCACCCUCCAUCCCCUUUACCUCCAGUCACCCCCUCAGUUUUACCACCUCGCCCCGCUCAACACGAAGUCCAACACUUUUGUCUGCGGGACAGGAUUCUCGUCCGUUUGCCCUUCGCGCAUUCAGACUCCAUACAGGUUCAAGAUCGUGCAGACAUGUGGCAGUUUAUUUCUCAAACGCCUCAUUUUUGUGGAUACGACUUGCAUUUGCCUGACAGCAGUGGCGUAAUCCUUUCUGCCCGACUGCCUGGUUGCCACACACAUCUAAAGCCGGACAGCUCCACGUCCCUCUGUCUGCGCUUUUGGGACUCGUCCCAGUCUCACUUCAGGACAGUGGACGUGCUGUGUCCUCCGCAAACCGUAACUCCAGUGUCACUGACGCCAGCUCCACCCUCCCCGCCCCCCACUCCCUUCACCCCUGGGCCUCCUAAGCCUGAAGUGCUCUGCUCUCCCCAUCACAUGACGGUGAUAUUCCCCUACGGGACCGGUUUGGAGCUCAUUGUUAAGGAUUUGAACGGGAACAGGAUAAACUUACAGGACAUCGCAAAGGACUGUGGGUAUUCUACAAGCCUGGGCAAAGAUGGAAAGCUUCAUUUGAGCCUCCCUUUACAUUUUCGUUGUCACAUGACUUUGCUGGGUUCAACGUACGUUAUCAACAUGGUGUACAGAACAUACCACGGGACAAGGGAGGAGCAGUUUUCCUGUCCGAGGGGUGUCGUCCCGAUCACGAAUCAAGAGUGCAACCUUCCCUUCGAACAACGCCUCCCCUGUGGACCGGGCUCUGUAUCCCAGCCACACUGCGCCUCUAUGGGCUGUUGCUUUAGCACAUACCCUCCUGCCUGUUACUACCCCAUGGACGAGUGCACCGCUGACAGACACUUCGUCUUCUCUGUUCCUGUUUCUCUCACGGAGCCACCUUUGUCUCUCGCUUCUCUCGUCGCCGGCGGUAACUCGUCCUGCGGCCCCCAGAAAGUGACGUCUGACACCGCCGUGUUUAAGAUUCCUAUGGACGCCUGUGGAGCACGAAGGAUGCAAGUGGGAAACACCCUGAUCUACAUGUUAGAAGUGAACAACGUCGUUAGCAGCGUCAGCCUCAACUACGGCACAAUCACACGAGACUCUCCUGUCAGGUUAUUGGUGGAGUGCAGAUUUUUACCAGGCAGUGCGCUCACUGUUAGUUAUAUGGUAAAAACUCCAUCUUUGGGCCCUGGGGUUCAAACUGAGGGAGCGUUUGGCGUGCAGCUCAGGAUCGCCAAAGACUCGCAGUACCAGAGCUACCACCCACAGUACCACCAGCCCCUGCAGAUGUUGUUGGGUAAACCGCUUUACCUGGAGGUGCGGCUGCUCAACUCUCCCGAUCCCAGUUUCGUGUUGCUCGUGCACUACUGCGUGGCGUAUCCUCGCUCUGGGAAGGCCGUCUGGGUGUUGCUUUAUAACGGAUGCCCAAAUCCACUGGAUCCUGACCCCAACCAGUUUGUCGUGUCAAAUCCUCAAGUGCCAGCGCGUUCCCAGACUCGGCGUUUCACCAUCAGCACGUUCCAGUUUCUUCCUGAUGGAGAGUUUAAGGAUUCAAAUGAAGAGAUCUACUUCAUGUGUUCUACUGAGAUUUGCUCGCCGCGUGACGGCCCGUGUGUGGAGGGAUGCUUCGGUCAGUGACGCUUCGUGGAGGAGGCUUCACGUUGGUUGAAAUGAUAAUGAGCUGGCCUCAACAUUUUACCAACAAUAAAAAUGUGUGAUAAGACUUG
Messenger RNA from Periophthalmus magnuspinnatus, 3631 nucleotides. RefSeq lists its product as uncharacterized. Gene Ontology annotation, biological process: binding of sperm to zona pellucida; prevention of polyspermy. Lineage: Eukaryota; Metazoa; Chordata; Actinopteri; Gobiiformes; Gobiidae. The transcript is spliced from 19 exons. Bases 60 to 3542 code for a protein of 1160 amino acids. Gene Ontology annotation, molecular function: structural constituent of egg coat; acrosin binding. Gene Ontology annotation, cellular component: egg coat. The record is from RefSeq and is a predicted model, not a curated record.